Messenger RNA from Lodderomyces jiufengensis, 411 nucleotides. RefSeq names its product DNA-directed RNA polymerase core subunit (gene RPC19). NCBI's taxonomy places the organism in Eukaryota, Fungi, Ascomycota, Pichiomycetes, Serinales, Debaryomycetaceae. The coding region runs from base 1 to 411 and encodes 136 amino acids. The transcript has a single exon. Gene Ontology annotation, molecular function: DNA binding; DNA-directed RNA polymerase activity; protein dimerization activity. Gene Ontology annotation, biological process: DNA-templated transcription. Gene Ontology annotation, cellular component: RNA polymerase III complex; RNA polymerase I complex. The record is from RefSeq and is a predicted model, not a curated record.
AUGUCAGACGAAGAGACCAAAAAAAACGAGCAAAUAGAUCAAAUAGAGGUAGAUCCAACCACAGAAUCUCCACAAGAACAACAAGAAGAAGAAGAAACAAUAUAUGACACGAAUAAAAUAAAAUUACUACCAGGAUCAUCAGAAGACGGUACAUCAGCUUCUUUUCAAAUACUAGAAGAAGAUCAUACAUUGGGGAAUGCAUUACGUUAUAUGAUAAUGAAAAACCCAGAAGUAGAAUUUUGUGGUUAUAGUAUACCUCAUCCAUCAGAAAAUAAAUUAAAUAUAAGAAUUCAAACUUAUGGAAAUAUAACGGCAAUUGAAGCAUUACAUCAAGGUUUAGAUAAUUUACUGGAUUUAUGUGGAGUUGUUGAAGAUAAAUUGACCGAUGCAUUUAGUAAAGUAAGUAGUUAA